AUGGCGCCUUUCUGGCAGAUGCAAUCUUACCAUCCCAAAGCCGCCGAUGCGGUCAACGCCUGGCGGAUCCCUCGGGCCUGGUUCCUUGCACAAGGGAUCCGCCUCCCUUACGACCUGCUCAUGUCCCGCGCUGUCACUGAGCCACAUGUCCCUCGCUUUCUGCAUCCUGAGGAGAUCGCCGCUCGGGAGGACAGCACCCCUGCAGAGCCGCUUACACCUACGGAGACUGUGCCUACGGACAUUCCGCCUUACCCCCUUCCCCCGACUGCCGACCAGGCUGCUUUCCUUGAAUGGAACAAAGACAGCACUUGGCAGUCGCGAUUGCGAACUGCCUUACAUUUGCCUUCGUUUACCAACAAUACUAUUGCUUCAUGCCCGAGGAUGCGGCGAAGUCCAUCGGCUACCAUCUCCCAGAAUAGACUCAGUCAGGUACUCCACUACCAAUCGAUCCCCCUAAAACAAUUACCGAUGCAUCUGACGCAUUACGCACAUUCCCUAGCCACCCAAAUUUUGAACAUUACACCUCCGCAGAGCUUACAAUUGAAGCUCUUAAUACCUUUGAGAGAUAGGGGUGGUGAGAAAGUAGAGGGUGAGCUCUUUGUCCACAAGCUUUGCGCUGCCAAGAAGUAUUACCGGAUCAUUGAUUUCGACAUCCAUGAAGCCUACGACAUGGCUGCUCAGCACGCGCACCAACAAACACAGACACGCUCGUCCGCAUAUUUCUUCUUUGCUUGCCGUGUCACCAUUGACGACCAAGAACCUCACCACGAACCAGAGAUCACGGAAACUGGCUGA
Messenger RNA from Penicillium verhagenii, 795 nucleotides. RefSeq lists its product as uncharacterized. Lineage: Eukaryota; Fungi; Ascomycota; Eurotiomycetes; Eurotiales; Aspergillaceae. The transcript has 2 exons. The record is from RefSeq and is a predicted model, not a curated record. Bases 1 to 795 code for a protein of 264 amino acids.